Molecule: messenger RNA, 1773 nt
Organism: Manihot esculenta (cassava)
Lineage: Eukaryota; Viridiplantae; Streptophyta; Magnoliopsida; Malpighiales; Euphorbiaceae
Product: patatin-like phospholipase domain-containing protein 2
Exons: 7
Coding region: 131-1429 (432 amino acids)
Biological process (GO): lipid homeostasis; triglyceride catabolic process
Cellular component (GO): lipid droplet; membrane; cytoplasm
Molecular function (GO): triacylglycerol lipase activity
Source: RefSeq, a predicted model, not a curated record
AUUUUCUUUGUAUCUUUCUUCUUUCAAAACCGAAAACAAGAGACGAAGUCAAAAAAAAUCACUUAGAUAACGACAUUGAAAAUCUUUCCUUAAUUUUUCACGACAAUAAUAUAGUAACAAUCAAUCAACAAUGUUUUUCACCAAGAAGGCUAACAGAGCAUCUGCUUCUUCUUCCAUUUCCAUGGCUCCAUCCCUCUCCUCUCUCCUUCCUCAUCCUCAAUCUGCCUCCUCUUCCUCUUCCUUUUCUUUUAAUCCCAACCCAUAUCUCGCCCACCGCUAUUCUCUCCUUCCUCUUCGCCCUCAAUCUCUCAAUCUCUCCGUCGGAUGUUCCUCUUCGUCUGAUAACAAUAAAAUCACUUACCCACCUCCUCCGCAACCCUCGCCGCCGGAGAAAAAGUCGUUCGCUGUUGCUACUGGUGAACUCUUCUUGGGUAUUGCGUCGAGGCUUUUGAAAAGUGGUAAAGGGAAUAAAAAUGGGAGCUUAUCUUCUUCUGGGGUUUCGUUGUUUGAGAAAUCGAAUGGGAAUGGGAAUGGUAACGGGAGUGUGGAUUAUGAUGAGAGGAUUGGAGCGGUGAUGGAGGACGAGAUAGAGCCGGAGGUUAUUUGGGAGCAAAGGGUUAAGGAUAUUGAGGCUGAGAAGGAACGGCGUGUUAUUACGAGUCCUGGGUUUAGUUUUUCUGCUGCUGGAUUGUUGUUUCCUUAUCAUCUUGGUGUUGCUCAAUUGCUUAUUGAGAAGGGCUACAUUAAGGAAACCACACCUUUGGCCGGUUCCUCCGCUGGUGCCAUAGUCUGUGCAGUUAUUGCUUCUGGAGCUAGUAUGCAGGAGGCCCUACAAGCUACCAAAUUACUGGCUGCAGAUUGCCGGCUAAGAGGGACUGCAUUUAGACUUGGGGCUGUUCUUCGAGAUGUUCUUGAAAAGUUUCUCCCAGAUGAUGUUCAUAUUAGGUCCAAUGGGAGGGUUCGUGUUGCUGUAACUCAGAUUUUGUGGAGACCCAGGGGCUUAUUAGUGGAUCAAUUUGACUCCAAGGAAGAUCUCAUAAAUGCAGUUUUCACUUCUUCCUUUAUUCCAGGAUAUCUUGCCCCAAGACCUGCCACAAUGUUCCGGAAUCGACUUUGCAUUGAUGGGGGGCUGACGUUGUUUAUGCCACCAACAUCUGCUGCUGAGACGGUUCGUGUUUGUGCUUUUCCGGCGAGUAGAUUGGGGUUGCAAGGAAUCGGGAUUAGUCCAGACUGCAAUCCUGAAAAUAGAGCCAGCCCAAGAGAGCUCUUCAACUGGGCAUUAGAGCCAGCAGAAGAAGGCAUUCUUGACAGGCUCUUCGAGUUAGGAUACAUGGACGCAGCCGUGUGGGCCAAGGAGAAUCAAGUUGACAACAUAGUUGAAGAAGAUGGUCCUUCAGCCCAAAAUGGUUUUGCAAAAAGCUCAUCAUAAUGUAUUUAUCCUAGUUUGAUGUUGAAGAUGCAUGAGAUUAUAGGUUCACUGUUGACCAUCUUCAAUUCAUAGACUCAGUUCAGGGAGGAGAAUUCUCACCGUUGAUCAAAAUAGUAUCAAGGGUGUAGAUUGCAGAUAUUCAGUUAUAGUGUAUGUUGUAUAGUAAGAUUAUUAAAUCAAUGUAAGAUAUCAUUAGCUAGAAAAAUUUAAAAAAAAAUAGAGAGCCCUAUGGUUUAGGGGGGUUUUUUAUACGAUAAAAGCCAAAGAUUUUAGUAUGAUAACUUGGUAUACUGUAUUUUUUUCGUUUUAUAAUUUUUAUUUAUUUAUUUUUAUAUGGUUUAAAA